AUGAAAAUACGAAAACGCUUGCUUGCCACCCCAGCAGAGGUGGCAGAAACGUGCCACGCUGCAUCCGGCGACAUUCCGCUUCCCCAGCGGAGCGGGGAUGCAGGACCGCGCUACCGGGGCGCUCCGCUCUCGCGUCCCGCUUCCUCUCCGCCUCCCGGCAGCAGCUGCUGCCACCGGGCUCCGCGACACCCUUCACCACAGCGCCCGGCGGGACAAGCUCCCGCCUCCGGUCCGCAGCCGGCGGCCCGGGCUCCGCGGGCCCGUUUCCCGCCUCCCGCCCCGGCCCCGCCGCGCCCUCACCCCGCCGGGGCCCGCCGCCGCGCCCGCCAUGGGCCGCACCCGCCCGGAUCGAUCCGGCUCCACGGGAGGAGCCGCCGCUCCUUCCGCCCCGCGCCGCGGCUGCGCCCCCAGCGGCGGAGGGCCCGGCCCGCUCCCGCCGGCCCCGCUCCCGCCCGGCCUCAGUGCGGGACCAGCGUAGCGCCGCGGGUCGGGCCGGGGGCUUCGUGCUUAGGGCUGCGGGCGAGCAAAAUCAAACGCUCGAAAGUGGAAACAGGUUUCUGGCCUACUUUUCAGCUUGUAGCCAGGAUCACAAACUGCUAA
Messenger RNA from Manacus vitellinus (golden-collared manakin), 600 nucleotides. Its product is annotated as proline-rich protein 2-like. The record is from RefSeq and is a predicted model, not a curated record. Bases 1 to 600 code for a protein of 199 amino acids. The transcript has a single exon. Lineage: Eukaryota; Metazoa; Chordata; Aves; Passeriformes; Pipridae.